Molecule: messenger RNA, 2066 nt
Organism: Lucilia sericata (common green bottle fly)
Lineage: Eukaryota; Metazoa; Arthropoda; Insecta; Diptera; Calliphoridae
Gene: Mco4
Product: laccase
Exons: 4
Coding region: 34-1971 (645 amino acids)
Biological process (GO): iron ion transport
Cellular component (GO): plasma membrane
Molecular function (GO): copper ion binding; oxidoreductase activity
Source: RefSeq, a predicted model, not a curated record
AGUUGUUAAAAAACUUUAGCACCGGAAAGAGUCAUGUAUAACUAUAGUCCGCCAUUUAUUGUGAUAUUAGUCAUAGUAAUAUUAAAUCUAACGGAAGUGAUAAAUAGUCAAGUUUAUCCUGAUCAAACUUUGACACGUUUUGCUUAUAUACGUAAAUUAUAUCCAAAACUUUCAACGGUGGGUGAGGCCCGCUAUUGGCGUUUGGCUCGUAAUGAUAAUUUAAAAGAUCAUCCCUGCAAACGUGAAUGUGUGGCCAAUCAACAUAUGACCUGUUAUUAUUAUAUGGUUGUACAUUAUGAUGAGACAAUGGGUCCUGGUUGUGUUCGAUAUUUAAAUGCUAAAAAUCGUUAUAAAUAUGGUAAUCGAGAAUAUAUAAAUCCGUAUAAUGUUCAAGAAUCAAGUGAAGCUGGUGAUUUUGAUGAUUGUAAAUAUGCUGAUGGUGAGCGAACAGAGAUAAUGGUGGUCAAUGGUCAAUUGCCAGGUCUUGCCAUAGAAGCGUGUUAUGGUGAUACCAUUGUAGCUGAUAUAAUCAAUAGUAUGCAUGAAACUACCACCGUACAUUGGCAUGGUAUACAUCAGACUACUAAUCCACAUAUGGAUGGUGUACCACAUAUAACACAAUAUCCCAUAGAACCGGGACAAGCUUAUCGUUAUCGUUUUGAGGUCGAUCAUGCUGGUACACAUUGGUGGCAUAGUCAUACUGAUCACCAGAGAGCAUUUGGUUUAGCGGGAGCUAUGGUAGUGCGCCAGACGCGUAAAGAAAAUGUGCAUGCUCAUUUAUAUGAUUUUGAUUAUACGGAACAUAUAAUAAUGAUACAAGAUUGGAUGAAAGAUUUAGAUGAAUCAAGACCAAAAUCUAUACUAAUAAAUGGCUUGGGACGCAAUCUAAAGGAUACGACAAAACCAGCUCUAUAUGCCAAAUUUACAGUGGCUCGUGGUGGUCGUUAUAGAUUUCGUUUAAUAUUUAAUGGAGUUACCAAUUGUCCUGUCUCGUUUAGUAUAGAUCGUCAUGAUCUGGUGGUGAUAUCAAGUGAUGGUAAUGAUAUUGAACCUAUAGUGGUGCAAAAGAUUACUUUACAUGGUGGUGAACGUUUUGAUUUUGUGUUAAAUGCCAAUCGUGAUUUGGGCAAUUAUUGGGUACGUGUUAAAGGUUAUACAUUUUGUGCUGCGGAUCAAUUACAUCAAGAGGCGAUUUUACAUUAUAUUUCAGCAGAUCGUUUGGCCAUGCCAUCAGGGCCAGAACCUAGCUAUACGUAUGAGCCCGCAAAUGCUGUAGAGUUUAAUGGUUUCGAUGUUAGUACUUCGGCCCUUCGUAAACGUUUUGGUUUUAAUGAUGCCAAAGCUUUACUAUUGAAAAAUAAACCCACACAAAAACCCGAUAUCACACUAUACACCAGCAUGAAUGUGGUAGUACGCGGUGGUUCUUUUCUAUUUCAAAUGGAUGACAUUACUUUCACUAUGCCAAAAGUAUCAAUGUUACAAACUCGUAAUUUGGGCAUUGGCAAACUAUUUUGUAAUCGUACUCAACAAUUAGGGUUGGGCUUUAAUUGUCUGAAGCGGCAUUGCAAGUGCACGAAUGUUUUACAAGUUCCGGCUUUUAAACACAUCGAAAUAGUCAUAUCGGGAAAGUCAAAUACUGCACAUCCAAUACAUUUACACGGUUAUACGUUUCGUGUUGUGGCUAUGGGUGUAUUGGGUGAAGAUAAAAUUGAUAAGAUAGAAGAAAUUGAUAGACGUAAUCCCCUGCCACGACGUCUUACCAAGGCUCCCCUAAAAGAUACCGUGCAAGUACCGGCCUAUGGCUAUACCAUCAUACGUUUCUAUGCCAAUAAUCCCGGCUAUUGGAUACUACAUUGUCACAUUUCUACACAUGCCGAAAUGGGUAUGGCAGCAGUGUUGCGUGUGGGUGAAGAUAAUCAAAUGAAAAUGUGUCCCGUUAGUAAUUGUGGUUUAUGUAAUUCAAUGACUUAAAAUAUAAUUUAAACAAAGAAAAGGAAAAUUUCAAUAUUAAUAUUAUCGUGUAAUUUAUUUGUAUAGAAUAGUUAAUUUAACAUAAAGGUAAAAGU